This is a messenger RNA of Sorex fumeus (smoky shrew), 465 nucleotides long. RefSeq names its product isoaspartyl peptidase/L-asparaginase-like. The record is from RefSeq and is a predicted model, not a curated record. Lineage: Eukaryota; Metazoa; Chordata; Mammalia; Eulipotyphla; Soricidae. Bases 104 to 460 code for a protein of 118 amino acids. The transcript has 3 exons. Gene Ontology annotation, molecular function: hydrolase activity.
UGUGUUUGUUCUUGGCAGAAACUUAGGAACCGUGGGCGCUGUUGCCUUGGACAGCAAAGGGAAUGUGGCUUACGCAACCUCCACGGGGGGCACCAUUAAUAAGAUGAUUGGUCGCGUUGGGGACACACCGUGCAUCGGAUCUGGAGGUUACGCCGACAUUGACAUUGGAGCCAUUUCGACCACGGGGCACGGGGAGAGCAUCCUGAGGGUGAACCUGGCCCGGCUCACCCUUUUCUACGUGGAACAAGGAAAGACCCUGGAAGAGGCUGCAAAGACGGCGUUGGAGUAUAUGAAGUCGAAGCUCAGCGGCUUGGGCGGUGUCAUCCUGGUGAACAAAAAAGGCGACUGGGUGGCCAAGUGGACGUCCACCUCCAUGCCCUGGGCAGCGGCCAAGAAUGGCAAGCUGUAUUGCGGCACCGACCUGGGGGACACCAGAGUCACUGACCUCAAGGUCUCGUGAGGAUG